AUGGAGUUUGAGAUUGAGAAAAAAUUGUGCCUUUUGAGUUUCGCUGUCUUCCCGGAGAACAGAGAAGUUCAUAGGACGAUGCUGAUGUAUUGGUGGAUAGGAGAGGGGUUUAUUCCUGUUGAAGGAGCUGGAGAAUCUGUGAGAGAAGCUCUUCAAGUAUUCACUGACAAAAAGUUGGUUGAACCAGUCCAAGAGAGGCGCAAAGUGGCUCCAAGCAGCUAUAAGAUGAACCCUUUCGUGCAUUCUUCAGUUAUUCAUCUCUCACAGAAGAUUGGACUUUUUGAUAUCUAUCAUGAACAGAAGAGGCCAAGCAUGAGACAAUCAGGUUUGGGAAAGGUCUGCCUUGUGGAGGGGUCAUCAGCGCAGCUAGAGGCAAAAGCUAAGAAAAUGCAAUCACCAGAUCAAAUCGAAACUGUAUUAAACGUUUCCGAGAGAUACCCGGGAUUCGCAUUCAAAUGGUUCUCGGAGUUUAUAACCAAACCGCUACAAAAGUCUGUGUUCAAGUCACUCCGUGUCUUCUAUUUGGGGAGAUGGGAAAGAACUCAGAAGCGAAUCAUCGAGGUACCGAAUCCUGAGAUUAUGAAAUAUUUGACUUUUAUGACGAACCUGAGACUCGUAAGUUUUCAAGGGAUCUCAACCAUUAGAAAGCUCAACCGUUCAAUUUGUAAGCUACACAAGCUGAUCGUCUUGGACCUCAGGGAGUGCUCUGACCUAACGCAACUUCCAGAAAAGAUAGAGUCACUCCACAGUCUGGUCUACUUGGAUAUGACUGGAUGCUAUAUGUUGGAAUAUAUUCCCAUGAGGUUGGCUUCACUGAACAAUUUAGAGGUUCUCAAGGGGUUUGUGGUUAGUGACACCGCCUAUGAGGGUGUUGCGUGCACAAUGAGGUUGCUGAAGAGGUUGAAGAAGCUAAGAAAGCUCAGCAUUGAAAUACACAGGGAUGAUCUCGGUGUGCACCAAUUGAUGGAGGAUCUUGUAAUGCUCAAAGCGUUGACAAGUUUGAAGGUGACAUGGAGGAAGAAUUUAAACACAGUCCGUGCUGGCAAGCCUGAUGAUUUCAAAAAGAUUGAGAGUCUUCCUGAUCAGUUAAAGAAGCUGAGUCUGCAGCGGUUUCCGCACGAACAACUUCCCACUUGGAUUCAUCCCCACAAACUGCUUCACCUGAAAAAGCUUCAUAUUGGAGGAGGAAGAUUGCUCAAGGGUUUUGGUGCCUUGCCGGAGAAGGCAACAGAAUGUUCUGUUGAAGCAUUACGUCUCACGUCACUCCCCAGGCUAAGGAUCGGGUGGAUUGAGGUGAAAAAACUCUACUUCCCAAAUCUGACAUUUCUUGAGAAGUAUGACUGUCCAAAAAUUAGUCUCACUCCCUGCGAUGGAAAUGGAAUCUGGAGAUCCGACCAAGACGACCAAUGA
This is a messenger RNA of Camelina sativa (false flax), 1410 nucleotides long. Its product is annotated as disease resistance RPP13-like protein 4. NCBI's taxonomy places the organism in Eukaryota, Viridiplantae, Streptophyta, Magnoliopsida, Brassicales, Brassicaceae. The record is from RefSeq and is a predicted model, not a curated record.